This is a messenger RNA of Pieris rapae (cabbage white), 2483 nucleotides long. Its product is annotated as esterase FE4. The transcript has 3 exons. Bases 851 to 2470 code for a protein of 539 amino acids. The record is from RefSeq and is a predicted model, not a curated record. NCBI's taxonomy places the organism in Eukaryota, Metazoa, Arthropoda, Insecta, Lepidoptera, Pieridae.
UACAGGAUUAACUUAUUCACAACCAAUUAAAGGUUGACAUUUCAGAUUACCCGCAGGUAAUGUUAAUAACAAGGUUCUUUAAACUAUUUCGAUUAUCUCUUUAUCAGAAAAUGGUGCAAACUAUUAUAUUUAAACGCAUUUAGUUUUCCAGCAUACUUCUCAGGUAGAAGGAUCUUCUUGGCUUCUUCUUCUAUUGGUGCCUCUCCAUUACUGGUGGUUUACGACAUUCUCGUGAAACUUAGUAAUAAUAUAGUAAUCAAGUUGGUAGUGUGUAUAACUAAACCGUUACAAUAUAUUUUUUUUAAUUUUUUUCCGUAAAAGGUUUGCAAUAUCCGAGUUAAGAUAAUUGUUUUGCAAUAUACAUGGCGUAUUCUAUAAUUAUUUGUAAAGACCGCAAUUUUCCGUAAUUUCAAUAUCAUUGAAGUGCUUGCCGUGAACUUAACCAAUUGAAAAUUUAUUUUUUAUUAUCUGACGCACAGAAUCAGAGCGCGUUUUGCUAAUUAAUAUCAGUGAUAUUUUACAUCGAGAAAAUGUUUUAUUUAAAUUAUAUUAUUAUGUUAAAGUGAACGAAUUAAUGAAUAGAAUAUCAAUGAGAUUUAUAUAAUAGUAUUAAUAGUCUAUAGUGUUAAGACAAUCCCACCUUACAAACACAAAGCAACCAGACCCUACAAUUAAGCCAGCCGGCAUAUAUAAGGCAAGAUUUAUCUCCACUCGGUCAAUAAUGUUCUUAUUACAUACAGAAAUAGCGCAUAUUUAUAUGACAGCGUAACUAUUCAGGUAAGAGAACAAUAAGCUAUUGUAACGUUUUAUUUCACAUUAUAUAAUGACACACUUGUGAUUACUUAGAGAAAUGAUAAAAUUAAGAAGAAUCCUGAUAGCAUUGAUGGCGGUAGCCAUCUCAGAAGCCCAUUUUCCGACGCUACCAAUUCGAAUCUCCAGUGGCCUUCUUCGUGGUACUGUUGCUCUGGAUAAUUCGCAUGUUAGAUAUCACGGUAUACCUUACGCUAUCGCUAAUAGAUUUGAGAGUCCAAAACCAGCACCGAAAUGGGAAGGUAUUCUAGAUGCUAUCAAUGAAUUCAGUCGAUGUCCACAACGAUUUUUAAAUUUUGUUAUAGGAAAUGAGGACUGUCUUACUCUUAAUGUUUACGCUCCAAUAAAGCGAAGGAAUCGGCCUUACCCCGUGAUGGUAUUUAUACACGGCGGAGGCUUUAGAGAUGGAUCUGGAUCACCUUACAUAUACGGACCAGAAUUUUUAGUCAACCAUAAUAUGAUUCUGGUCACAUUGAAUUAUCGUCUUGAAGUUUUGGGUUUUCUUUGCUUGGGCAUAAAGGAAGCUCAAGGAAAUAUGGGCUUAAAAGAUCAAGUAGAAGCUCUCCGAUUGGUGAGAAAAAAUAUCAUAGCUUUUGGAGGUGAUCCCGAUAAUGUUACAAUAUUUGGUGAGAGUGCAGGUUCCGCUUCUGUGCUCUAUCAUAUAUUAUCACCGAUGUCCAAAGGUUUAUUUCAUAAAGCUAUAUUAGAAAGUGGUUCUGCCAUGUCAUUUUGGGCGACACAGUUUAACCCUAAGGAUAUAGCAUUUCACCUUGCACAACAAUUGAAAUACAACUCAACGGAUGUAUAUGAAGUUUUAGAUAUUUUCAAAAAGAAAACUGCAGUUGAGUUACUUAGCACGAGGAUUCCUAGAUCUAAUGGAGAUAUAAUACAAUCGGAAAAUAUAUUUGUCCCGUGUAUUGAGACUUCGAUUCCUGGAACUGAAACGUUUUUAACAGAUAGUCCCUAUGUUGUACUUAAUAGCGGCAAAUUUAAUAAAGUGCCCCUAAUAAUUGGAUUUAAUAACGCCGAAGGAUAUAUGUUUGUGGGAAAGGAGAAUAAAACAACUAAGGCCAUGUUUAACUUCCUUGACUCGCUACCACGAGAUUUACAAUUUCCGGAUAAUAGUGCAAGGUUAGAGACCGCAGAAAAACUAAAAAACAUAUAUUCUUCCAACGAAAAUAAUUCAGAAGUCAGUGAAGACAGCUUAGUUAAAUAUGAAGGUGAUGCUGGGAUUAGAUUUCCUGUGGUAUCCACAACGGAUUUGUUGAUAAGAAAUUCUGGGAAACCAGUAUUUUCUUACAAGUUUUCAUACAGCGGUUCAUUAAAUUUAGUAAAGAUAUUAUACGGAUUUGGUACAAGCCCUGGGGCAUCACACGGCGACGAGAUUCCUUAUUUAUUUAAAGUAGAAGGUUUUUGGCCAAUAGCAACAUUGGAGAUGAAAAUGAUUGAGAAAAUGACAACUAUGUGGAGCAAUUUUGCAAAAUAUAGUAAUCCAAUCCCAUUCACGACGGCGCUGCUACCUGUAAAGUGGGAACCGUCGAGCCCCAAGGAACCCAAGCAGUUAGUCAUUAAUACGCACCUGUCUACCGCGCCUUUAUGGGAAGAUGAGGCUUUGUUACUAUGGAAUGAAACCUACUCCAAAUACAGAAAAUUAAAUUAAUAUACACUAAUGA